Molecule: messenger RNA, 1942 nt
Organism: Vicugna pacos (alpaca)
Lineage: Eukaryota; Metazoa; Chordata; Mammalia; Artiodactyla; Camelidae
Gene: CCT7
Product: chaperonin containing TCP1 subunit 7
Biological process (GO): protein folding
Molecular function (GO): ATP binding; ATP hydrolysis activity; ATP-dependent protein folding chaperone
Source: RefSeq, a predicted model, not a curated record
ACCAUAGAGUGGCGGAAGUGGCCCGUCCCCUUCCUCUCCCGGUCCAACGGCUUGACGAGCUUCUGGGGACUUCUCUGGCGCGGAGCAUUGUGGGGUUGCUGGGCGGCCUGGGCGCAGAGAAGAGGAGUAGCGGGCCGCUGAGUAAGCUUACAAAAUGAUGCCCACACCGGUUAUCCUGUUGAAAGAGGGGACUGAUAGCUCCCAAGGCAUCCCCCAGCUUGUAAGUAACAUCAGUGCCUGCCAGGUGAUUGCCGAGGCUGUAAGAACCACUCUGGGUCCCCGUGGCAUGGACAAGCUCAUUGUGGAUGGCCGAGGCAAAGCAACAAUUUCUAAUGAUGGAGCCACAAUUUUGAAACUCCUUGAUGUUGUCCAUCCUGCAGCAAAGACUUUAGUGGACAUUGCCAAAUCCCAAGAUGCUGAGGUCGGUGAUGGCACCACCUCAGUGACCCUGCUGGCUGCAGAGUUUCUGAAGCAGGUGAAAUCCUACGUGGAGGAAGGUUUGCACCCACAGAUCAUCAUCCGAGCUUUCCGCACUGCCACUCAGUUGGCAGUUAACAAGAUAAAAGAGAUCGCCGUGACUGUGAAGAGGGACGAUAAAGUGGAGCAGAGGAAGCUGCUAGAGAAAUGUGCCAUGACUGCUCUGAGCUCCAAGCUGAUCUCCCAGCAGAAAGCCUUCUUCGCUAAGAUGGUGGUGGACGCAGUAAUAAUGCUUGAUGAUUUGCUGCAGCUUAAAAUGAUUGGAAUCAAGAAGGUGCAAGGUGGCGCCCUAGAGGAGUCCCAGCUCGUAGCUGGUGUCGCAUUCAAGAAGACUUUCUCUUAUGCUGGGUUUGAAAUGCAACCCAAAAAGUACUAUAAUCCAACGAUUGCCCUUUUAAAUGUUGAGCUGGAGCUGAAAGCUGAGAAAGAUAAUGCUGAAAUCAGAGUCCACACAGUUGAGGAUUAUCAGGCAAUUGUUGAUGCUGAGUGGAACAUUCUCUACGACAAGUUAGAGAGGAUCCAUCAGUCUGGAGCCAAAGUCGUCUUGUCAAAGCUCCCCAUUGGGGAUGUGGCCACCCAGUACUUCGCUGACAGGGACAUGUUCUGUGCUGGCCGAGUGCCGGAGGAGGAUCUGAAGAGGACAAUGAUGGCUUGCGGGGGCUCCAUCCAGACCAGUGUGAACGCUCUGUCAGCAGAUGUGCUGGGCUGCUGCCAGGUCUUUGAAGAGACGCAGAUUGGAGGCGAGAGGUACAAUUUCUUCACUGGCUGCCCCAAGGCCAAGACUUGCACUAUCAUCCUCCGUGGUGGCGCUGAGCAGUUUAUGGAGGAGACAGAGCGGUCCCUGCACGAUGCCAUCAUGAUCGUCAGGAGGGCCAUCAAGAAUGAUUCAGUGGUGGCAGGUGGCGGUGCCAUUGAGAUGGAGCUCUCCAAGUACCUGCGAGAUUACUCAAGGACCAUUCCAGGAAAACAGCAGCUACUGAUUGGGGCUUAUGCCAAGGCCUUGGAAAUUAUCCCACGCCAGCUGUGCGACAAUGCUGGCUUUGAUGCCACAAACAUCCUCAACAAGCUGCGGGCUCGGCAUGCCCAGGGGGGCAUGUGGUACGGGGUGGACAUCAACAACGAGGACAUUGCUGACAACUUUGAGGCCUUCGUGUGGGAGCCAGCCAUGGUGCGGAUCAAUGCGCUGACGGCAGCCUCGGAGGCCGCAUGCCUUAUCGUGUCUGUAGAUGAAACGAUCAAGAACCCUCGCUCAACAGUGGACGCACCCCCAGCUGCUGGCCGGGGCCGAGGUCGUGGCCGCCCUCACUGAGAGGCACCCCGGCGCUCACAAGAGUUGGCCAGCAGGCUGGCUGCAGGCUGUGCUUCACUCACUCUGUCUUGGUCAAAUGGUGUUACAAGGAAGGGGUAGUAUUUGGCCCACUCUGUUCUCACUGGAGGUUAUUUAAAUAAAACUUAAGACUUAGAA